AUGGAGCCCUGGUCCUUCAGUGGGGAUUUAUCCAACUUAUUAUCUGCUUACAACUACACCUAUGACUACAGCACGGCCAUGCCCGAGAUUGCUAUCUCAGCCACCCCGUGUGAGGUCGAUGGCUCCAUCCUCAACAAGUACCUGGUGGUGGUGAUCUACUGCCUCGUCUUCAUCCUCAGCGUGGUGGGGAAUGCGCUGGUGGUGCUAGUGGUGACCUCCAGCCACACCAGCCGCUCUGUCACCGAUGUCUACCUGCUCAACCUGGCCAUUGCAGACCUGCUCUUUGCUUUCAGCCUGCCGCUCUGGGCUGCCUACCGAGCCCGUGGGUGGGUCUUUGGCACUGUGAUGUGCAAAGCAAUCUCUGUGCUGCAGGAAGCCAACUUCUAUAGCGGUAUCCUGCUGCUGGCCUGCAUCAGCGUGGACCGCUAUCUGGCCAUCGUCUACGCCACCCGGGCUGCCACUGAGAAGAGGCACUGGGUGAAGUUUGUCUGCUUGGGCAUCUGGAUCUUCUCUGUGCUGCUCUCCCUGCCCAUGCUGCUCUUCCGUGAGGUUUUCCCCUCACCUAACAAUGGCACUGUGUGCUAUGAGCGCAUCAGUGGUCAUAACACGUCCAAGUGGCGAGUAGUGCUGCGCAUCCUGCCACAGACCUUUGGCUUCGCCUUGCCCCUCCUGGUGAUGCUCUUUUGCUAUGGUGUCACCAUCCACACCCUCCUGCAGACCAAGAAUGCUCAGAAGCAGCGAGCCAUGAAGGUCAUCUUCGCUGUGGUGCUAGUCUUCCUCAUCUGCUGGCUGCCCUACAAUAUCACGCUGGUGAGUGACACCCUCAUGAGGACAGGGGCCAUCGCUGAGACCUGCGAGAGAAGGAGCCACAUCGACACAGCCCUCUAUGUCACACAGGUCCUAGGCUUCGCCCAUAGCUGCAUCAACCCCAUCAUCUAUGCUUUCAUUGGUCAGAAGUUUCGCAACAGCUUCCUCAAGAUCCUGGCACAGCGUGGGCUGAUCAGCAAGGAUGCUGUUGCCCGCUAUGGCCGUGCCUCCUAUGCCUCCACCUCUGGCAACACGUCCACCACCCUCUGA
Molecule: messenger RNA, 1077 nt
Organism: Acanthisitta chloris (rifleman)
Lineage: Eukaryota; Metazoa; Chordata; Aves; Passeriformes; Acanthisittidae
Product: C-X-C chemokine receptor type 1-like
Exons: 1
Coding region: 1-1077 (358 amino acids)
Biological process (GO): G protein-coupled receptor signaling pathway; immune response; neutrophil chemotaxis
Cellular component (GO): membrane
Molecular function (GO): C-X-C chemokine receptor activity
Source: RefSeq, a predicted model, not a curated record